AUGCUGUGUGCACGCACAUCGAUGCGCCUUCGAACGGGGGGAUCCCUGAUUUUGGGUCGGGGAGCGCUGGCCUCGGCGGACCCUGCGGCGCCGCGUACGCCUGCGCGCCGCGCGUGGGAGCGCAGCGACGUUCAGGCGGUGUUUGACCAGCCGCUUCUCGAGCUGGUGUUCCAGGCUGCGAGCGUGCACCGUCAACACCAUGAUCCGCGCAAGAUCCAGCUGUGCACGCUGAUGAACAUCAAGGAGGGUGGCUGCUCGGAGGACUGUGCGUACUGUUCGCAGAGCAGCCGCUACGACACUCACUCCAAGGCGACCAAGCUCGAGGAAGUCGAUGCUGUGCUCGAGGAGGCGCGCCGCGCGAAGGCGAACGGCAGCACGCGUUUCUGCAUGGGCGCCGCGUGGCGCGAGGUCGGUGGCCGCAAGCGCGGCUUCAACCGCAUUCUCGACAUGGUGCGCGAGAUCCGCGGCAUGGGCAUGGAGGUGUGCACGACGCUUGGCAUGCUCACUGCGGAGCAGGCGCAGCAGCUGAGGGAGGCUGGCCUGUCCGCAUACAACCACAACCUCGAUACCAGCCGCGAGUACUAUGGGCAAGUGAUUACGUCGCGCACGUACGAGGACCGCCUCGCGACGAUCGCGAAUGUGCGCGACGCGGGCAUUGCGGUGUGCUCGGGCGGUAUCCUGGGCCUCGGCGAAAACGAGGCGGACCGCGUCGGCCUGAUCUGGGAGAUGAGCCGCCUGCCGGAGCCGCCGGAGAGCUUCCCCGUGAACGCCCUCGUGGCCAUCCCGGGCACGCCGAUGGAGGGCCAAGAGCCCGUCACGUUCCAGGAGAUGCUGCGCACGGUGGCGACCGCGCGUAUCGUGCUGCCGACCUCGAUUGUGCGCCUGGCUGCUGGCCGCCAUAUGUUCACCGAGUCGGAGCAGGCGAUGCUCUUCCUCGCGGGCGCGAAUGCGGUGUUCACGGGCCACCGCAUGCUCACGACGCCGACGUCGUCGUGGGACGAGGACAAGGCCCUCCUUGCGCGCUGGGGCCUCUCGGGCAUGAACAGCUUUGAGACGCCGCGCAUGGCGGCGGAGGCACGCCGCCCCGACGCGCGCGCGGCGGAGGCCUCGGUCGGGCCGUUCCCGUUCCGCGCCAAGUCGGUGGCUCUGUAG
Molecule: messenger RNA, 1152 nt
Organism: Malassezia sympodialis ATCC 42132
Lineage: Eukaryota; Fungi; Basidiomycota; Malasseziomycetes; Malasseziales; Malasseziaceae
Gene: BIO2
Exons: 2
Coding region: 1-1152 (383 amino acids)
Biological process (GO): biotin biosynthetic process
Cellular component (GO): mitochondrion
Molecular function (GO): biotin synthase activity; 2 iron, 2 sulfur cluster binding
Source: RefSeq, a predicted model, not a curated record